This is a messenger RNA of Leptomonas pyrrhocoris, 1116 nucleotides long. RefSeq lists its product as hypothetical. NCBI's taxonomy places the organism in Eukaryota, Euglenozoa, Kinetoplastea, Trypanosomatida, Trypanosomatidae. The record is from RefSeq and is a predicted model, not a curated record. Gene Ontology annotation, molecular function: metal ion binding. The transcript has a single exon. Bases 1 to 1116 code for a protein of 371 amino acids.
AUGCAAGAGAACGCGUUUUCCAAGUCUGCUGGGCCCGCAAGCAGCGCUGGGCUAGGGCAGAGUUAUUUCACGCGUGAUCUCAUGACGGACCCGCCAACCAUUAUACAAAUUAUUCCUGCUCCCUCCGAGUUUCUGAUAAUGCAGCGCUUGCCGUCCACGGUGGCUGCGGACACCUUCAAAAUCUCCUUCGACGAUAUUGAGCCGACUGCUGGGUGGCUGAGCGACCGUAACAACGCCUCGCUGGAUAUUUGCUUCAUGCACAGUUUUGGUAAAUGCUUUGGUAAGAUCCGCGAGAAGGACUCCAAGACGUGUCAUCAGAUCCACGUCAAGCGCGAGAUUCUGGACAAUCUCCGCAAGUACUACGUCAACCCACAGCGACAUUACUUCUGCCGUACGAUGAAGGCAAACGUGACGGAGAAGUUUGCGCAGGUGCUCUCGCUGCUCGCGCGGCGUCGGAUUGCUCUGCAGUAUCUCGAGUUUCGCACAGACGACAUCGAGGUGACAGCGGGCAGCAUGGAAUACGAGGUGGAGUACCGCCACUGGCUGGUAAGUGAUGCUGGCACCCAGCGGAAGAUCUCUGCCAACGCGGCCAACGUCACCACCGACAACUUUUUCUCCUCCUCGAACCUCUGCUGGGACUUCGCCCUCACCGGACGAUGCUCGCGGGGUGUCUCCUGCCCUAAUCUACAUGGCCACGUGGCGAAGGCGCUCACGAAGGACCGCGUCGUCAAGACAGCCCUGGCAGAGAUGGGCAAGAAGGAGUCGUGGGCAGUCACGGGAAGCGAGGCGCCGCCAAGCCGGACCGCGGCGAGCUUCCAUAUGUCAACGCUCGGCGCCGCACCGCCACUGCUGCCGCCGCCACCGCCGCCGAUGCCGCCGCCGCAGGGCCCGCCGUUUAUGAUGUCGUCGCCGUUGCCUCCGUACUCGUUUGCGCCGGAGUGCGCCGCACCGGGCCCGCGGCCUCCUGCCAUGGCGGCAUUUCCGUUAGACAUGACCGCUCUCCAAGGCGCGCCCUGCUUCUUUGUGAGCGAGGGCAACGACAACGUGUUCCGGCUUAUCACGCAGCCACAAUUCUCGCCGUUUAACACCGAAGGAGUGCAGCAGAUUCGUAACUGA